AUGCCUUCGCCUGAGAAGCGCGGGACGAAUGUGGGCUGGGCCUUAGCGGCUUGUUUUGUGCCGUUGGUGGCUGUGCUUUAUCACCUCUACGCAGAGGCUGCUGCGGAGAACGAGGAGCUGAGAAGGAGAUUGGAGAAGGCCAAGGCGCAAGAUGAUAGUUCGUCACCGCGGGCAGAGAAUGCGAUGAAGUUGGCGUCGAGCUUGGAAAGCUACUGGCCGGUGCAAGCGGUAGCCGUGCUCGAGGAGGAGUUGCUUCGAGGUGCCAGCAGCUGCGCGCCCACUUUUGAUCCCUCAUGCAUUCUGCAGCAUGGGCAUUACAGGCCUCGGACGAAGAUUGAACUUCUGGAUGCCCUUGGAGAUGCCCAUGGUGCAGCAACUCACUAUGAGAAGGCGGCGCUUUUUCAUGAAAGGGCCCUGCAGCAGAAACAUGAGGCUGGCUUUCCUCCUUCAGAGAUCGUGACCUCCUAUUCCGCUGUGGCCACAGAUGCUACAAACCUCUUCCAUUUUGAAGAGGCCCUAAGUUGGAUACGUCAAGGACAAGGUUUGGCCCUACCUAAAGCAGCUCUGGCGAUUCUUUAUCAGCAAGAGUCUGGAAUCCUGGAGUGCCAGGAUGAUUUCAUCUCUGCGCUUCAUGUCUUCGAACACUCACUCAAGCUGCAGGAAAAGAGUGUCGCCGAUGCGUUGCGGCACUUGGACCUGCUGAAGCAGGUCUUGCAUGAAGAGAUGCCACCCUCCGUAGCGUCCGCGAUGCGCGGGCGGGUAGCAGAGAUUGAGGAAGAACUGAUCCGUUUGGGCUAUGGCAAGAAGGGGCAGUUUCCCAAGCGCUAUGUGCCCGGGCUUGGAGUCGGGAGACCAUGGCGGAGCUUUCCGACAGAGACCGUCUCAGCAAGUUGGAUGCUUCCGGCAUCUCAAGCCCUGCGAGCCGCGGUGCCUGAGCUGCUGUUGGAGUACCUGGAGUUGAAGGAAGCGGGACAGAUGUAUCGGGAGAAGGAAUGCAUCCAUUCACACCGUGGCGGUCGAUGGAGCAGGUUCGAGGUGAACGCUUUCUGGCACGCCAGUGACUCCGGGGGCAUCCGCUGCGCAGUGGAGUCGCCCAGAGCUUGUGCGCUCUUUCAGGAGCUGCAGGCCUUGGGAAUGCCCUUGAUCCGUGCAGGCUAUUCCGCCCUGGCACCUGGUGCCUGGCUCAAGCCGCACUAUGGGACGACCAAUGCACAGCUCAAGUGGCAUUUGGGGCUCUCCAUUCCAUCCAGUCCCACAGAGGGCUGUGCUACGUUGCGCGUGGCGGAUGUGAUACACCAAUGGAUGAAAGAGGGCGAACUGCUGUAUUUCGACGACUCCUUUGAGCACGAGGUCUUCAACCACUGCGACAUGGAGCGCGUGGUCUUUCAGCUGGUCUUUGCUCAUCCCCAGCUGGGUGGCUCAGACGACGAAAACCUACGCUGUGCCACUGGGGACCUGCAGGCCUGUCGACCGGGCCUGUCGACCGAGCUCUAA
Molecule: messenger RNA, 1494 nt
Organism: Durusdinium trenchii
Lineage: Eukaryota; Dinophyceae; Suessiales; Symbiodiniaceae
Source: the annotation of a GenBank genome assembly